Molecule: messenger RNA, 1371 nt
Organism: Oncorhynchus gorbuscha (pink salmon)
Lineage: Eukaryota; Metazoa; Chordata; Actinopteri; Salmoniformes; Salmonidae
Gene: uox
Product: urate oxidase
Exons: 8
Coding region: 112-1011 (299 amino acids)
Biological process (GO): purine nucleobase catabolic process; urate catabolic process
Cellular component (GO): peroxisome
Molecular function (GO): urate oxidase activity
Source: RefSeq, a predicted model, not a curated record
CAACAGGUAAGACCACCCUCUUUACAAAAUCCUCCAUCAUAGCCAAAUUCCACUCUUGCUGCAGACAAGGACACUACAGGACAUCAGGAGGCUGGAGGAGGCACAGACACCAUGGCAACUACCUCAACUCAGAAUGUGGAGUUUGUGCGGACCGGCUAUGGCAAGAAUCUGGUCAAGGUGCUGUUUAUCAGACGAGAGGGAACUCACCACUACAUCACUGAGCUGACGGCUAAUGUGGAGCUCACCCUCAAGUCCCGCAAGGACUACUUGACCGGUGACAACUCGGACAUCAUCCCUACUGACACUGUCAAGAACACCGUCCAUGCACUGGCUAAGCUGAAGGGAGUUUUGACCAUAGAGCAGUUCGCCAUGGACAUCAGCAAACAUUUCCUGACAGCUUUCAAACAUGUGACCAGGGUAAACGUGAAGAUUGAGGAGGCACCAUGGAAGAGACUGGAGAAGAAUGGUGUCGAGCAUGUACAUGCAUUCAUCUACAGCCCUGAAUCCUGGCGCUUCUGUGAAGUCGAACAGAAUCAUAAUGAGAGCCCUAUUCUUCACAGUGGCUUGAAAAACAUGAAGGUGCUGAAGACCACUCAGUCUGGCUUCGAGGGCUUCUUCCGAGACCGCUUCACCACUCUACAGGAGGCCAAGGACAGGUGUUUCUGUACCUCUGUCUACGCCAGGUGGCGCUACAACAAUGUCCAAAAUGUCAACUUUGACAGUGCAUGGAACUCUGUCAAGGAGACAAUAAUUGAGAAGUUUGCUGGCCCAUACGAUCGUGGAGAGUACUCUCCCUCUGUGCAGAAAACCCUCUACGACACACAGGUCAUAGUCCUGGAUAGGGUGCCUGAGAUUGAAGAGAUUGAGAUAGUCAUGCCUAACCAACAUUAUUUCACCAUUGACAUGACGAAAAUGGGUCUCACCAAUAACAAUGAAGUUCUUCUGCCAUUGGACAAUCCUUCAGGGAACAUCAUGGGCACAGUACGCAGGAAGCUGCAAGCAAAGCUAUGAAAAGGAACACAAAGCUACCCGAAAAUACUUUAAUCAAAGUGAGAACAAAAUGAUAAUUAAUGUCCCAUCGGUUAAGGUCUCUCCAAACACAACAUACUGAUCAAUCUACAAGGUUGUGUUCAUUAGGAACGAAACGGAAAGCAAAACAAACUGAAACGGGGAGGCUUAACCUAUCCGCUGUUGCAAAUAUUUCCAUUGCGUGCCCGUUAAGUGAAGUAAAACAUGUACAAAGCUGUAUCCUUGCUAACAAUAUUACUUCCCUGAAAUUACAAACGGACACGUUUGUUCAUAUUCUCCAUUUAAGAAUGUCAAGUGUAGAAAGUGAUUCAACCCACAUGGUAAAUCUUAUCCUAAAGACGA